AUGACACUCUACCACGCCUACGCUCCUAACCCGACAAACCGUAAGAACAACAUCAGCGAGAUGCAGACCGAGCUAUCGACAAAUUUGAAGCUCAAAACGUCAACGAAUUUACUGUCAACGCUUUGGCACGAUCGCACCAAUGCAGACUUCGAGAUAGUUUGCGGAGCGUACAGACUCAAGGUGCAUAAACUAUUGCUCCGAAACUACUCUGACGCGCUCGCUCGAGUUGCCGACAACGAAUCGUUCAAGGAAGGCAAAUCCGGACAGCUCAUACUACAUCCCAACCCGUAUCAAAAGAAAAAUCACGACCCGAACGAAGGCGAUGACCCCGAAAUGGUUCGAGAAAUGAUACACUUUUUCUAUCACCUCGAAUUCUCCGACAUCAACAAGAUCAAGACAACUCCAAAGGCCUGCGAUCUCUUCUUCCUGGCGCGAAUGUGGACGAUUGCCGACAAAUACUUCGUUGAAGAAUUGAAGAAGUAUAUAAUGACGCUGUUCGAGGGUAUCGCCAACGCGUUUCGUGAGAGUUUGACGACACACGACUGUAUGAAUGACAACUUUGAGGCAACACUGAGAUACGUCUACGCCAAUCCUGAUGACGAGCUUUUCGAGAUUCAAGGCCUGCAGCUCGUACUGGCAAAAGUGCUUGCCGAUAUGAAUGCGCGAAAGUGCUUCGCUACAGAUGCUCUAUAUGUCGAUGUUGAUGGACAACUCAAACAUACCAAUGGAAAGUUCAGGAAUUGGAUCAGGGAUAUACCGGAGUUGGCAGCGCACAUCUGUCUCAUCCAAGGUGGAGGUGUUUGA
Molecule: messenger RNA, 804 nt
Organism: Aureobasidium melanogenum CBS 110374
Lineage: Eukaryota; Fungi; Ascomycota; Dothideomycetes; Dothideales; Saccotheciaceae
Exons: 3
Coding region: 1-804 (267 amino acids)
Source: RefSeq, a predicted model, not a curated record